CGGUUGAGGUCCAGCCAUUGGAAGGAGGGGAACACUGGACCGCAGCAACUCGCCCCGCCUGCCACAUCAGCUCUGGGCGCAGCACAGGUGGGCUGGGGAAGGAAGGGAUCGAGGCAAGCCACUGAGCGAGGCUGGAGGUCUGCGCAAGGACCAUGGGCGCCGCGCUGGGCACGAGCGCACGGCUGGCGCCCCUGCGGGGCCGGGCCUGCGGCGCCGUCCCGCGCUGGGCGCCCUCUGCACCCGCCCGAGGCUGCCACUCCAAGCCCGGCGCGGCGCGCCCGGUGCCCCUGAAGAAGCGCGGUUACGAUGUUACCAGGAACCCGCAUCUCAACAAGGGGAUGGCCUUUACACUUGAAGAAAGGCUGCAGCUUGGAAUCCACGGCCUGAUUCCCCCCUGCUUCCUGAGCCAGGACGUCCAGCUUCUCCGGAUCAUGAGAUACUACGAGCGGCAGCAGAGCGACCUGGACAAGUACAUCAUUCUCAUGACACUCCAGGACCGGAACGAGAAGCUCUUCUACCGAGUGCUGACGUCAGACGUGGAGAAAUUCAUGCCCAUCGUGUACACCCCCACCGUGGGACUGGCCUGUCAGCACUAUGGCCUGACCUUCCGCAGGCCCCGGGGGCUGUUUAUCACCAUUCAUGACAAGGGCCACCUUGCAACAAUGCUGAACUCUUGGCCAGAAGACAAUAUUAAGGCCGUGGUGGUAACUGAUGGGGAGCGCAUCCUGGGCCUAGGCGAUCUGGGCUGCUACGGCAUGGGCAUCCCCGUGGGCAAGCUGGCCCUGUACACAGCGUGCGGAGGGGUCAGCCCGCAGCAGUGCCUCCCAGUCCUGCUGGACGUCGGGACCAACAAUGAGGAGCUGCUCAGAGACCCCCUGUACAUUGGGUUGAAACACCAGCGUGUGCGUGGGAAGGAGUACGAUGACCUGCUGGACGAGUUCAUGCAGGCUGUGACAGACAAGUUUGGAAUAAAUUGCCUCAUCCAGUUUGAAGACUUUGCCAAUGCCAAUGCCUUCCGCCUGCUCAACAAAUACCGCAACAAGUAUUGCAUGUUCAAUGAUGACAUCCAAGGCACAGCCUCUGUCGCUGUAGCGGGGAUCCUGGCUGCUCUGCGAAUCACCAAGAACAAGCUCUCCAAUCAUGUGUUUGUUUUCCAAGGCGCAGGUGAGGCAGCCAUGGGCAUCGCCCACCUCCUUGUCAUGGCUCUAGAGAAAGAAGGUGUACCCAAGGCAGAGGCCACAAGGAAGAUCUGGAUGGUGGACUCCAAGGGACUCAUUGUCAAGGGGAGGAGCCACCUGAACCAUGAGAAGGAGAUGUUUGCCCAGGACCAUCCUGAAGUGAACUCCCUGGAGGAGGUGGUGAGGCUGGUAAAGCCCACAGCUAUCAUAGGUGUUGCUGCCAUCGCAGGAGCCUUCACGGAGCAGAUUCUGAGGGACAUGGCCUCCUUCCACGAGCGCCCUAUCAUCUUUGCCCUGAGCAACCCCACCAGCAAGGCCGAGUGCACGGCUGAGAAGUGCUACCGGGUCACUGAGGGCCGAGGGAUCUUUGCCAGUGGAAGUCCCUUUAAGAGCGUGACUCUGGAAGAUGGCAGGACCUUCAUUCCUGGGCAAGGAAACAAUGCCUAUGUGUUCCCUGGAGUGGCUCUGGGAGUCAUUGCUGGGGGGAUCCGGCACAUCCCAGAUGAGAUCUUCCUCCUGACGGCAGAGCAAAUUGCCCAAGAGGUCUCUGAGCAGCAUUUGUCCCAGGGGAGACUGUACCCACCACUCAGCACCAUCCGAGAUGUGUCUCUGAGAAUCGCCAUCAAAGUCCUCGACUUCGCGUACAAACACAACCUGGCCUCCUACUACCCAGAGCCCAAGGACAAGGAGGCUUUUGUAAGAUCCCUGGUCUACACUCCAGAUUAUGACUCCUUUACACUGGACAGCUAUACUUGGCCCAAGGAAGCCAUGAAUGUUCAAACAGUCUGAUGCAGUUUCAGAGUCUGGUAUGGGGCUGGAACAACCCCAGCGUAACACUGACAAUAUAAAUGGGUUCUAAAAUGGCCAUCUUUGUCACUGUGUUUUUCCUUUGAACUUGCUGGUGUGAUGGGAGCUACCCAGGCACACAGUGAAUGAUAGCCUUGUUCCUGAAAGCCCUGAGAAUUCCCUUUUCUGUAACCCUCUUCGGACUUCCUCCCCAAGAAUUUCUUAAUCCAAUUGCCAACAAUUAGCUAGGCCUUGUGGGAAAGCUAGACUCCUUUCUAGAACUCUGCGUUGACAGAGUUCAGAGUCUAGUGAAGUAGAACAGGUAUGGACACAAUUCAUUUUGCCACAGGGGAGAAAGUGGUAAGUCCAUGAAAGAAGUGCAGAUAAAGGUCAAGCAAAGGUGCCCAGAGAAGGGAGGAGACACUUCCUCUGAGGACAUUAGAGAAGGCUUCAGGGGGAAAAGUGUGCACACUGAGUCCCAGGAGUGAAGGACAGGUAGGGGUUGUGGGGAAAUGAGGAAAGUAAGGGCAGCCACUGGCCAGAAAGCAUGGUCCACCCAUGAGGGAGUUCAAUCCCUGUUGGAAGAAUGUACACCCUUCAAGACUCAGAUGGAUAUGAAGGCUGAGUAGCUGAAGGCAACUCACUAGUCAAAAAUAGUCACUGACAUGUGGGUUAUUUAAUGUUAGGAUUCCUUUUUGGUUAUUACUAAAAGGAAAACUAUAAAUAAAUGUGGGUGUGGAGGGGUCAGCAAGCCAAGGGGUGAAGAGGAAGAGAGACAGGGGAAGAGAACCAUGGAAUUCUAGGGAAGACUUGAUUUCAUUUUCCUGGCUCUGGAAUUCUCUGUCUCCCACCCUUUACUCUGAAGGAAUUCAGCAAACAAGGGCAGUAUUCUUAUAAAAUGUCUUCAGUAUGUCCUGGGGGUUUCUUAGACAAGUUCAGCCAUAGCUUUCACCUCCCUCAUGUCCAGCAGAGGACACCUGGGAUGGGGAGGUGGGGACAAGCCUACAGCUCCUGCAAUCAAAAACCCUGAUAAAUUGCUAGGACCUAUUGAGAUGACAGCUUCCAACCACUAAUUUUAUUGUAUAACACAGAAAACAGUAAACCAUGCUUAGGGACCUACCACCACAAACCCCUGCUGCCAGCUCAGCCUCAGAAACCUCACUGCCCACCAUGAGUACGUUCUAUGUAGCCACCUCCCAGUGACAGGACUGCUGGGUUCCUAGAAGAGUAAUUAGCUAAAACACCAAUCACCUCUUGCCUAGGUCUUGUUCUUCCAACAUCUGCUUCCUUGGUGCUGGUGCUAAACCAAGCAUAUCCUGAGAAAACAUCCCUGUUCUAUAAUCCCUGGGUUCACAGACAAUGAGAAACUCUUCAGAAGAGGAUUUGAAGUGAAGCAGGAAUGUGAACACCAGGGAAUAUUUACACUGUCUUUUCUAUAUCCUGUACCCCAAAUACAUGUCCUUUAUACUCAGUGUAAUAGAAAAGAAAAAUAGUAGAGAAAGGCAAUGAAACAAAAACAGGUUCUUUGAAAAGAUCAACUAAAUAAAUUGUAGCUAUACUGACCAAGAGAUCAAGAAGAUAUAAAUUCCAUUCCCUUUGUUUCAACCACACUGAACAGAUGGCACUAAACACAUGCACUUUCAGGCCUAUGCUCUUACACAUGUUUGGUCUCCAUCUAUAGAGUCCUUCCCUCCCAUUCCCUUUAUCAAUUAAAUCGAAGUUCACCCUAGCUUUCUGCCUGGAGGCAUCAUUCUUUCUUAGAGUUCAAAUGCAAUUGGCUCCUGAACUCUUCCUGGACAGAGUUAAUAAUUAAAUAGGAAAUCAACAACAAAAGAAAGAGAAAGAAAGAAGAAAGAAAUUUCUAACCAUUUGGAAAUUAAACAAUACAUUUCUAAAUAACCUGUGGCUCAAAGAAGAAAUUGCAGGGUAAAUUAUAUGUUGCUUGAUGAAAAAAUAUGUAUUAAUGAGUUGUAACUAAAGCAGUGCUUGGAGGGAAAUUUUAUAUCUCUAAAUAAAUGCCUAUAUCAGGAAAAAAAAGUCUCAAAGGAAUAACAGAAACUUCCUUUAGAAACAAGAUAAGCAAACAAAAUCCAAAGCAAGUUAAAAUCAGAGCAGA
Molecule: messenger RNA, 4080 nt
Organism: Acinonyx jubatus (cheetah)
Lineage: Eukaryota; Metazoa; Chordata; Mammalia; Carnivora; Felidae
Gene: ME3
Product: malic enzyme 3
Exons: 16
Coding region: 153-1967 (604 amino acids)
Biological process (GO): pyruvate metabolic process; malate metabolic process
Cellular component (GO): mitochondrion
Molecular function (GO): malate dehydrogenase (decarboxylating) (NAD+) activity; malate dehydrogenase (decarboxylating) (NADP+) activity; NAD binding
Source: RefSeq, a predicted model, not a curated record